Messenger RNA from Lotus japonicus, 2547 nucleotides. RefSeq lists its product as uncharacterized. NCBI's taxonomy places the organism in Eukaryota, Viridiplantae, Streptophyta, Magnoliopsida, Fabales, Fabaceae. Gene Ontology annotation, biological process: DNA integration. The record is from RefSeq and is a predicted model, not a curated record. Gene Ontology annotation, molecular function: zinc ion binding; nucleic acid binding. The coding region runs from base 1 to 2547 and encodes 848 amino acids. The transcript has 6 exons.
AUGGACAACAACAAGGAAGGAGGGUCUAUCAACAGGCCACCCAUUUUGGAUGGAACCAACUAUGACUAUUGGAAGGCUCGUAUGGUUGCUUUUCUCAAAUCCAUUGACAACAAAACUUGGAAGGCUAUUGUCAAAGGGUGGAAACAUCCAGUUAAGGCUGACAAGGAGGGAACCUCAACAACUGAACUGAAACCUGAGGAGGAGUGGAACAAGGAAAAAGAUGAGGAAGCUCUAGGCAACUCCAAGGCACUGAAUGCCAUCUUUAAUGGAGUUGACAAAAAUAUGUUCCGGCUUAUCAACACCUGCACAGUAGCAAAAGAUGCUUGGGAAAUCCUCAAGGUGCUCAUGAAGGAAGAGGAGACAAUCUCUGACUUUCAUAUGCGAGUACGUGACUUGGCAAAUGCAUCAUUCGCUCUUGGUGAACAAAUGUCUGAAGAGAAGCUUGCGAGGAAGAUCUUGAGAUCGUUGCCUAAGAAAUAUGACAUGAAGAAAAACAAGAGUAUAGCGUUUGUGUCAAAUGUUGAAGAUGAUGACCAAAGCGAGAAAGAUGCUGAUGAGGAUAUUGCUGAAGCUAUAGCUUUACUUGGGAAGAAAUUUAGCAAAGGCAAGGAAGAAGACAAGACUGGCAGAGGCAAGGGGAUUCAGUGCCAUGAGUGUGAAGGCUUUGGUCACAUCAAGGCAGAAUGUCCAACCUAUAUGAAGAAGCAAAGCAAGGGUAUGGUAGCAACAUGGUCUGAUGAUGAUUCUGAAGAAGAAGGAUGCUAUUCAACAAAUGGGAAGAAGCAUGCAGUCAUGGCUGGUCUGGAAGCUGACAAGAAGAGACUGAAAGAUAUGAACAAGAAUCUCCAAGAGGAGAUCUCUGUAUUGAAAUCAAGACAUGAAGAAAUGAUCAAGUCUGUACGAAUGUUAAAAAAGGGCAGUGAUGUGCUAGAUCAAAUUUUGGAGACUGGAAAAAUGGCUAAAGAUAUGAAGGGAAUUGGAUAUGGCCUAGAACCCACAUCAGAAGGAGGUAGCAAAUCAGAGAAUAAUUUUGUUCCCUCAGAGAAAAGAACAGAAUUCAAGGUGACAAAUCAGAUGUUCCAACAAGGUGUCAAACAUGUGUACCCUCAGAUACCUUAUGUGUAUCCUCAAGUGAGGAGUAAGAGAAACUAUAGCUGGAGAUGUCAUCACUGUGGUAGGUUUGGGCAUAUAAGGCCCUACUGUUACAAAUUGUUUGGGUUUCCCAGACCAAGUAAUAGAUACUAUGUGAACUAUCAGCCUGACCAACGGAGACAAGAGUGGAAACCAAAAGGAGGUAUACAUGCUCUUAUUGCUCACACUUCUCUUAGGGUAUCCUCAGAAGAAGAUUGGUAUUUUGAUAGUGGAUGUUCUAGACAUAUGACUGGGGUAAAGAAUCUUCUUGAUAAAGUUAAACCUCGUACUACCAGCUAUGUAACUUUUGGGGAUGGUGCUAAAGGGAAAAUCAAAGGAUCAGGAAAGUUGGUCAGCUCUGGGUCACCUGGACUAGAUGAUGUUCUGCUAGUGGAAGGGCUAACUGCAAACUUGAUAAGUAUAAGUCAACUAUGUGAUCAAGAUUUUGACGUGUCUUUUAACAAAACUGCUUGCAGGGUUAUUGAUAGCAAUGGUGAAGUGGUUAUGAGAGGAACUCGUUCAAAGGACAAUUGUUACAUGUGGACAUCUCAAGACAAAGCAAUGUCUUCAAAGUGCUUGUCAACAGUUAAGGAGGAGGUUAUUCUAUGGCAUCAAAAACUGGGCCACUUGAACCCCAAAGGCAUGAAGAUGAUCAUUUCAACUGAGGCCAUCAUGGGUCUGCCCAAGCUGAAAAUAAAAGAAGAUAGAAUAUGUGGUGAGUGUCAGGUUGGCAAACAAACUAAGGCAUCUCAUAAGAAACUUCAGCAAGUUCCUACAUCCAGAACUCUUGAAUUAUUACACAUGGAUCUUAUGGGCCCAAUGCAAGUGGAGAGCCUAGGAGGAAAAAGGUAUGCAUUUGUUUGUGUUGAUGAUUUCUCUAGAUACACUUGGGUUAAUUUUAUUGCAGAAAAAUCAGAUACCUUCAGUGUAUUUAAAGAGCUGUGUCAGCAAAUUAAAAGGGAGAAAGGUUAUGGUAUUGUAAGAAUUCGCAGUGAUCAUGGGAAAGAAUUUGAAAAUGGCAAGUUCUCUGAAUAUUGCUCAGAUGAAGACAGAGAGCUAAGGAGAAAGCUUGAUCCUAAAAGUGAUGAAGGCAUCUUUCUUGGAUAUUCAACCAACAGCAGAGCCUACAGGGUCUACAACAAUAGAUCCAGAACUAUGAUGGAGUCAAUAAAUGUAGUGAUAGAUGAUAGCCUAGGAGAGUUGAAAAAUAUUGAAGAGGAUGAAGAUGAUACUCCUUUCCAGUCAGAUGAUGGUAAUCCACAUGUGUCCGACAUCAGGUCCAACAAUGAGGCUGACAACAAUACUGAGAAUCUGAAUACAGGGAAUAAAAUACCCUCCAUUAGAGUUCAGAAGAAUCAUCCUAAGGAGAACAUCAUUGGAGACCUGCAUGAAGGGGUUACCACUAGAUCAAGAUAA